AAAAGUGUUUGAGACGUUGAGCCGAGUGGCUGGCUAGAGCGCGUUUUCGGCAACUAGACUGGUAAAUGAAAAGAAACAAAUCCAAUUGGAGAAAAAAUCCAUUUGAAGUGUUUUCUUUUUUUGGUGAAGUGUUGACUAAUUAGAAAUGUAAAGUAAAUAUUUUGUUCAUCAAAACAGUUGCAACAUUUCCGGUGAAAAAAUUGAUAAACAUAACUGCGUGCUAAAAACUGCAAAUUCGUGGUGAAAAAAGUGAGAGCGAAAGAAAGAAAACAUUGAUUUGUUACAAGUGACGCGACUUGUGCUCGAAUUGUACCAUUUAAUUACACGCGCAGCAUUGCAUUGCUCCAAUUUCUGUGCAUAUUUUUGUGUGUCUCGCUGUAACGCCACCCACAGCACACUGACUCCCCUUUUCGGCAGUGAAAGUAUUUCCGUGAAUGCGACGUGUACGUAGGUACUUCACUCUGUCAGCCCCAUACGACAUUUGCCAAUGCUUGUGUGUUGGUAUGUAGGUAACCUGAACGUCUUUGCAGUUUCCUAAUCGCUUUAGAGCACCGCUGAGGCGUAAAAUCUUGCCGCAAGUGCAGCAGUUGCAGCAGUCGCAGCGACGUUGACUGCGGCGACAGCAUUGUCUACACGGCUGCACUGUGUUGGCAUGUGCAAUAACAACGUUGAUAUUUGUUAGUGGCGCUGCAACGCUUACGUGUCCUUGAAUUGCUCGACUGACGCUGGUGAUUUUUGUGGCAUUGGUGAUCCAUUUCAAUCAUUGCAUGGCAUACUUUCUUCCGCCGGAAAUGCUGCUAUCGAGUAUUGAUUGUGCGUUUGUGUUAAAAACAAUAAUUUUGUGCUAAUAAAUGCAGUGCUGCCAAUAUACUAUUAUAAAUUGUUGACUGGAGUGCUGCAUUGCGACGGAACCUGUUGGCGCACGGACUGCUGAAUAGAAAAACAAAUAUUAGGCACAAAAGUAAAUAAUAGAAAAUCAAUUUGUAUAUAAAGUGAGAAAAAAACACAAAAGCGCAGGCAAUUAAAAGCGACGAAAAAUCGAUUGUGCUCAUUUGUUGGGUUUUAAGCUAACACUGUGAACCACUGACUUGUGCAGCGCGGUUGGCAGUUAGUGAAUAGCGGUGCAUGCAGUUACUAGAGACUUUCUGUGUGUUUCGACAAUUUAAAAAUAAAUAAUAUUUUUCAAAAUUGCUAUACAUACGCUGAAGAAAUAAAGUGAUAGUGUUACGUAAAAACAAAAACAUAUAAACAUAAAAACCGUUACAAUUUCCACCAUAUAAAAAAAUCGUCUCAUUUACUCCCCUCUCUCGUCUUACUGCACGCAUGAGUCAUCCGCCUUUUAACUGACCCCCUUUGGCCAUUAUUGCUGUUGGCUCACAAUUAGUCGGAAAAUCAACAUAUAAACACAGCGUGUCGUCGUGUUUGGAAAAUGAAAAGUCACAACAAAUAUGCAAAAUUACCCCAAGAUUUAGAUUUAAGUUUCCAAGAGCAAUUGGAUGUGGAUGCAGGUGCUUCGGAUGAAUUUAAUUUAGCUGCUGGCAUUGGUUUGGCAGACGAUACAGACGACGACGAACACGUCCCAACAGCAACAAAAACAGCAGCAGCAACUGGUGACCUAAACGCAGCCAGCGCAUUGGAGGGUCACGUUUUCGACGACGAAGAGGACGAAAUUGUAAUAGCAACAGCUUUAAGCGGCGGUGGUAGUGUUGGUACGCGUACUAAUGUUGUUGGCGGUGGUUCAGCCAGUGUGCGUGUGAACACGUCAGCCAACAGUGGCGAUAGGAAAGUGCGUGGUGGCGGCGGUGUGGCUGUUGGUUUAGGCAGCGAUAGUGUAAUCGAGACGGGUUCAACCCUAACGCCCGAAAUGUUGCUGACAACGUCCGAGUCAUCGACGUACAGCGCCUCCGAAGUGGCCGGCCGUCUACAGGUCGACACGCGUACCGGUCUCAAAUGGACCGAGGCUAAGUACCGUGCGAAAAUUAUCGGACACAAUGAGUUGAAUGUGAAUGAGGAGGAUCCUACAUGGAAGAAAUAUAUUGAACAGUUUAAGAAUCCACUUAUACUGCUGCUUUUGGGCAGUGCGCUAGUUUCGGUGAUUAUGAAACAGUAUGACGAUGCUGUGAGCAUAACGAUAGCCAUCAUCAUAGUGGUAACGGUCGCUUUCAUACAAGAGUACCGUUCGGAGAAGAGUUUGGAGGAGUUAAAGAAGCUGGUACCACCCGAGUGCCAUUGCCUGCGCGAAGGACGACUCGAUACGUUUUUGGCGCGUGAGCUAGUGCCCGGCGAUGUGGUGUACUUGAAUGUAGGCGAUCGUGUGCCUGCCGAUGUGCGGCUCUUCGAUGCCAUCGAUCUGUCGAUAGAUGAGUCAAGCUUCACGGGCGAAACGGAACCGGCGCGUAAGAGCACCGAGCUCAUACUGAGCAGUACCACCAAUAAGGAUCAUACAAAUAUGAAAAAUGUCGCCUUUAUGGGCACAUUGGUGCGCUGCGGCAAUGGCAAGGGUGUUGUAGUGAGCACCGGUGAGCGCAGUGAGUUCGGUGAAGUUUUCAAAAUGAUGCAAGCUGAAGAAGCGCCGAAGACACCGUUGCAGAAAUCGAUGGACAUACUCGGCGCACAGCUAAGUUUCUAUUCGUUCCUCAUCAUUGGCGUAAUUAUGCUGUUGGGUUGGCUACAAGGCAAACCGCUAACCGAAAUGUUCAAUAUCAGCGUUUCUUUGGCUGUCGCCGCCAUACCCGAAGGCCUACCGAUUGUGGUCACCGUGACGCUGGCACUCGGUGUCAUGCGCAUGGCCAAACGCAAUGCGAUUGUGAAGAAAUUGCCAACCGUGGAGACGCUCGGUUGCGUGAAUGUCAUUUGUUCGGACAAAACGGGCACUUUGACGAAGAACGAAAUGACAGCGACAGUUAUCAUCACAUCUGACGGCUACAUGGCCGAUGUCACCGGCGCGGGUUAUAAUGACCAAGGCGAAAUACAUAUACGCAAUUGCAAUAACGUCGAAAUGGCCAAAGCAAACAUCACGAACUUAUUAGAAAUCGGCGCAGUCUGCAAUAACGCCUACAUACAGAACGGCACUUUGCUCGGCCAGCCGACAGAGGGCGCACUAAUCGCUGUCGCUAUGAAGAAUGGCAUGUACGCCACCGCGGAGAACUAUGUGCGCAUACAGGAGUAUCCAUUCUCAUCCGAACAGAAAAUGAUGGCUGUCAAGUGCAUACACAAAUACAACAAUAACAAAGAGGAAAUCUUCUUUGCCAAAGGCGCAUUGGAAAUGCUGUUGCCGCAAUGCACGAAAUACAUGUUCGGCACACAAACGGUGCCGUUGACAAAGCAAAAUGAGGCGGAAUUCCUCGCGGAGGCCUAUGAAAUCGGCCGCAAGGGUUUGCGUGUGCUGGCGCUAGCGAAAGGACGCAGCCUGCAGGAUCUCAUCUACUGUGGCCUGGUGGGCAUAACCGAUCCGCCGCGUCCAUUGGUGCGCGAAUCCAUUGAGAUGCUGAUGCAGAGCGGCGUGCGCGUCAAGAUGGUCACGGGCGAUGCGCAGGAGACAGCCAUGGCGAUUGCAAAUCUCAUUGGCAUCGAUACAAUUCAUCAGCAGACGCUCUCCGGUCAAGAAAUGGACCAACUAAAUGAACAUCAGCUCGACAAAGUCGCCAAUAAUGUGAGUGUUUUCUAUCGUGUGACACCGCGUCAUAAACUCGCGAUCGUAAAAUCUCUACAACGUACGGGAAAUAUUGUCGGUAUGACCGGUGAUGGUGUAAAUGAUGGUGUCGCUCUGAAGAAGGCGGAUAUCGGUAUAGCUAUGGGCAAGAACGGAACGGAUGUCUGCAAAGAAGCUGCUGAUAUGAUACUAGUCAAUGAUGAUUUCCACACCAUAAUUGCUGCCAUCGAGGAAGGCAAGGCUAUCUUCUACAAUAUACGCAAUUUCGUACGUUUCCAAUUGAGCACCUCGAUCGCCGCUCUCUCAUUGAUCGCGCUCGCUACACUCAUGGGUAUCGCCAAUCCGCUAAAUGCCAUGCAAAUCCUUUGGAUCAAUAUUAUCAUGGAUGGACCACCAGCGCAAUCGCUCGGCGUCGAACCGGUGGAUCAUGAUGUACUCAAGCAGAAACCGCGUAAUGUCAAACAACCGAUGAUAACGAAAUCAGUGAUCGUGAAUGUGUUGCUAAGCGCCAGCAUCAUUGUGCUCGGCACGUUAUGGGUAUUUCAGCGUGAAAUGGCCGACGGCACGAUGGGCAAAACGAAGCGCGACACGACCAUGACCUUCACAUGUUUCGUCUUUUUCGAUAUGUUCAAUGCACUGGCGAGUCGUUCGGCAACGAAGAGCGUCUUCAAGAUCGGCUUGUGCACGAACAAAAUGUUCCUACUUGCUGUCGGUUUCUCAAUUAUCGGGCAAAUGUUGGUCAUCUAUUUCCCCCCACUACAAAUGGUAUUCCAAACGGAAGCGCUCUCUGCCUACGAUAUACUCUUAGUAUCGCUCACCUCGUCGGUGCUGAUCGUAGCGGAGAUUAAGAAGUGGUUCGAGCGCACCAUGGAGCGUAAGAUGUACAAGACACGUUCCGAGUUGGAUUUCGUAUGACAAAAAGCAAGCGCUGGAAGAAAAUCGUCAAACGUAAAGAAUGAUUAAGCUUAGCAAAAUACACACAAACCACAAACAAACAAACAACACGUAGCAAGGAGUGCGUUGGAUGGAUGGCACGGAGCGAACGAACUUGGGCGGGCGAAUGAUGACGAACGGAUUGCCGUGAAUGGAAUUGGGGUUAGAAGCGUAAAAGUAUAAAAACAAAGAAAACCACAAAAAAAUCGAAAAUGUUUAGGGUACACUGGGCGUAAUUUUAAGCGAAAGCAAGAGAGCAACAUGAAGUAAAACGAAAGAGAGCAAAACUAAUACAAUACUUUAAA
Messenger RNA from Bactrocera neohumeralis, 4890 nucleotides. It is a transcript of the gene SPoCk, whose product is annotated as calcium-transporting ATPase type 2C member 1. Lineage: Eukaryota; Metazoa; Arthropoda; Insecta; Diptera; Tephritidae. The record is from RefSeq and is a predicted model, not a curated record. Gene Ontology annotation, molecular function: P-type calcium transporter activity; ATP binding; ATP hydrolysis activity. Gene Ontology annotation, cellular component: plasma membrane; endoplasmic reticulum; Golgi membrane. Gene Ontology annotation, biological process: manganese ion transport; intracellular calcium ion homeostasis; calcium ion transmembrane transport.